Messenger RNA from Manihot esculenta (cassava), 2647 nucleotides. RefSeq lists its product as uncharacterized. The record is from RefSeq and is a predicted model, not a curated record. The coding region runs from base 128 to 2647 and encodes 839 amino acids. The transcript is spliced from 3 exons. Gene Ontology annotation, molecular function: zinc ion binding. Lineage: Eukaryota; Viridiplantae; Streptophyta; Magnoliopsida; Malpighiales; Euphorbiaceae.
ACAACAAAUCACUCCAUUGUAUCUCAAAAAAUUUCUUUCUCUAAAUUAUUUCUUCCCCUCAACAAAUUUCACAAAAUUUUUAUUUCUACUGUUAUCGAUUCAAUUACAAAAGAAGAAACACAGAUAAAUGGCAAUUCCUGCAUAUGCAAAUAUUCAUUGGGAUGGUAAUAUUAUAAAUAAUUGCAAUGGUUAUGAUUAUGAAGGAGGUUUUUCAAAGAUUAUCCCAAUGGGUAAACGGAUAAGUUUUAAUCAAUUGGUUGGUAAAAUAGCUCGUGCAAUUGGAUUAUCCGAUAAUAAUGAAUUUAUUGAGACUAUUAGUUUUAGGAAGCCUACAAUUGUGGAUGGAUCCUUACAAUUUGAGUGUAUGGAGAUAUGGGGUGAAGAUGAUUUAUCAAAUAUGUUUAAUUACUUGUACCAAAUUGGUGGCAUACCGGGUAUAGAAAUAUAUGUUAAGAUACUUCGUAGUGUUGAUACUACAAAUAAGGAUGAUGAUAUUGGUCCAUCUGGAACUGCUGUUGAAUCAAAUGAUGAACCAUGUGAAGAGCAAAAUAUUGUUGAUGAUUACGCUUUAUCUGAUAGUUUUGCAGGGCCGUCAAUUAAUAUUUCUGAUACAGUGGAGAAUGAGAACGAGUACGAGGAUGAGGACGAGGAUGAGGAGGACGAUGAUUCAUGGAUGUCUACUGAGGAUGAUGAGGAUGAUAAUGGUCAGGAGGAUAUUGGGAGUGAGUCUCGAUAUUACAACACACAAUUUUCUAAUCCCAUUGUGCCUGUUGUUCAUCCUCCCCCAUACGCAGAAAUAGACUUUGAUUUGCUGAGGGUGGAUCCUUAUGAUAAGCCAGAAGGUCGUUACUUUUGGGAUCCAUCUAAAGAGUUUUCAGUUGGGAUGAUAUUUUCAUCGAGAGACGCAGUGGCGGCGGCUGCAAAAGAAUAUCAUCUAAGACAUCAUCAUCAAUUUUGUUAUCAUGACACAAGAUCUAAGACGUAUUCUAUACAGUGUAAAGACAAAGACAGUGGAUGUGCAUGGAGGCUUCGAGCAUCCAAGAAAGAAGGAGAUGAUGUAUGGAAAAUCACGAGAUACAGUGGACCGCACACAUGUACAAAUCCUCAGUUGACAAAAAACCACAGCCAAUUGGAUGAGAAUUUCAUUUGUUCGUUCAUAUUUGCAUUAGUUGAACAACAGCCGGAUAUAAAAAUUGCUGCACUACAAGCUGAAGUGCGGGAUAAAUAUGGGUAUGAGCCUUCUUAUCAGAAAACAUGGAAAGCUAAGCAGAAGGCAAUCGCAAGGCUUUAUGGGGGUUGGGAUGAAUCAUACAAUCGUUUGCGUAGAUUCAUGACUGCUCUUCAUCAUUUCAAUCCAGAAAUAGUAUACAUGAUUGAAGAUAAUCCACAUUGGAUUAAUGAACGAUUAAAUCCGAUGUGUCGUGUAUUUGAUCGUAUGUUUUGGGCUUUUAAGCAAUCGAUCGAGGGAUUUAAACAUUGCCGACCUGUUAUCUCAAUAGAUGGCACAUUCUUGUACGGAAAAUACACCGGGUGUAUACUGUGUGCAACCGCACUUGAUGGAAAUAAUCAACUAUUUCCAUUAGCUUUUGCCAUUGUUGAUAAGGAGGACGGUGACAAUUGGUCAUGGUUUCUAGAUUGCUUAAGGAUAUUUGUGACCACUCGAGAAGAUUUGUGUGUAAUUUCAGAUCGCCAUGCUGGAAUUCUUAAGUCAAUGCAGAAAGAUUGGUGGCAACCUCCAGCUGGUCAUUAUCGUUACUGCAUCAGACAUGUCCUGAGCAAUUAUAAUAAGACAUUCAAAAAUGCAGCAAUAAAGGAAGCGUUGCGCAGGGCAGCAAAUGAAAAUCAGAAAAGAAAGUUUUAUGAGGCAAUGACCAACAUUCGGGAGGUGCACCCAGAAUCAUACGAUUGGGCGAUUAAGAUAAAUUUAGAUAAAUGGACGAGAUCCCACGAUGGUGGACAGAGGUAUGGCGUUAUGACAACGAACAUGGCAGAAUCACUCAAUGGCAUGAUGAAAGGAUUUCGGGCUUUGCCAAUAACGGCAAUGGUUGAAAAAAUAUUUUUCCAGUGUGUCCAUUACUUUGAUACGCGGAGGACCACAUUUUUGGAUCAACAAAGCAAAGGCUAUGUUUUCAGUCAGUAUUGUAGUGAAGCACUGCGUGCUAACACGAUCAAAGCAAAUGCACAUAGAGUGAGACGAUUCAAUACUCAGACAAUGGUUUGCGAAAUCAUUACCGCAAACGGAAGGCAAAAGCAAGUGGUCAAACUCAUGGAGCAAACAUGUAGUUGUGGCAAAUUUCAGGAGAUAAGAAUACCUUGUUCUCAUGCUAUUGCUGCAUGCAUGUCGCAUUCAAUUGACUACGAACAAUUUGUAUCUGACUAUUACAGAUUGGAGCGUACACUUCAAUGUUACGCGUACUCGUUCCAUCCUCUUGGUCAUCAUGCCUAUUGGCCUGCAGCAGAUGGACUUCCUCUCGUGCCUGACAUUUCGAGAACAAGGAAGAAGGGACGCCCAAAGUCCUCUAGAAUACGUAAUGAGAUGGACUGGAGGUCAAACAAAAUCAAAGAAACGUCCAGAGUGCAUUGUUCAAUAUGUGGCAGGGUGGGGCACAAUAAAAAAACUUGUAUGAGUGGGCAAUCAAGUAGAUAA